AUGCCUCGAAUCCCCACCGUCGAGCUCAGUAGAUAUCUACUGACCGGCCACAUCGCCUCUCCCGGUUGUCUUCGUGCCCGUGCCGCACUUCCCGGCAAGAAUACGCGCGUAGCUCUCGGCGGUGCUCCUCUCCCCUCGCGACAGCUUCAGCCUCGUCAACACGCCUGCCACCUAACGACUGAAACCUCCCCGGCGAACCCCUCAACCACAACCUCUUCUCCCGCCGCCGCUGCCCCCUUCCGCAAACAACUAAAAGAACAAGCCAAAGCCCUCAAAAAGUCGGGCCACAAGAAGAAAAAGAGCAGCGACAACCAAACAGUCCCCGGCUGGGAACUCACCGUCGGCAUCGAGAUCCACGCCCAACUCAACACCGCCCACAAGCUUUUUUCUCCCGCAACCACGCCCUUCAACGACCCACCCAACACCCACGUCGCCCCCUUCGACCUCGCCCUCCCCGGCUCCCAACCGCUUUUCCAGCCCGCCACACUGAUUCCCGCCGUCCGCGCCGCUUUGGCUCUCAACUGCUCCAUCCAGCCCGUCAGUCGGUUCGACAGGAAACAUUACUUCCACUGGGACCAGCCGAGCGGGUACCAGAUCACGCAGUUUUACGAGCCGUUUGCCAAAGAUGGCUUCAUCACGCUCUACGCGAGGGACGGGAUCGCGGCGGAGGAUGGGGAAGAGAUAAAAGUCGGGAUCAAACAGGUGCAGAUGGAGCAGGACACGGCCAAGACUACGGCACAACCGGGCGAUGUCCAGUGGUUGGAUUUCAAUCGCGUCGGGGUUCCCUUGAUUGAGAUCAUCACGCUUCCCGAAAUCCACCACCCCGCUACGGCGGCGGCGUUGGUGAGAAAGGUGCAGAUGGUUUUGGCGAGUGUGGAUGCGUGCGUGAGCGGGCUGGAGGAGGGCGGACUAAGGGCGGAUGUGAAUGUUUCGGUCAGGAGGAUGGAUGAUCCCAGUGGGAAGUUGGGCACGAGGACGGAGAUCAAGAAUUUGAGCAGUUUCAAGGCGGUCGAGGACGCGAUUAUUGCUGAGAGGGAUAGGCAGAUCAAGCUACUGGAGGAAGGCGGGGAGGUGAAGGGGGAGACGAGGGGGUGGAGUUUGGGAAGCACGGAGACGAGAAGGCUCAGAGGGAAGGAAGGCGAGGUGGAUUAUCGGUAUAUGCCUGAUCCGGAUCUGGGGCCGGUGGUGAUCGGGGAGGAUCUGGUGGCAAGGUUGAGGGAGACGAUGGGGGUGUUGCCGGACCAGGAGGCAGAUCAGUUGAUGGAGAGGUAUAACCUCAGCGCCAAGGAUGCCUUGUCGUUGAUGUCGCUUGAUGGUGGAGCUAGGAUUCAGUACUUCUACAAUGUGCUUGACUCCCUUGAGGAACGCCUCGUCGCCGAUGGGCAAGCCGUUCCAGAAGGCGCGGAACACGCAACCCUGGCUGCGAACUGGUGUCUCCACGAACUUGGCAAGCUCACCGACUCCGCUUCUUCCUCUACCUCCUCAGAUACAGAUGUCCUCGAAGGCCUAGCCAUGACACCCCUCGGCGAAUCACCCCUCGUUCCCUCCUCCUCCCUAGCCGCCAUCCUCCACCACCUCUACUCCCGCACCAUCACCGCCAAAGUCGCCAAGGACCUCCUCUGGGCUGUCUACCGCGGCGAGAUCCCCGAAGGCGGAACAACCAGCUACAUUGAUACCCACGGCCUCUGGUUCAAGGAGCUGCCAGAGGAGGAAUACGCAAAACUGGUGGAUGAGGUUAUCCAAGGAGAGGAGAAGAUAUUGGGCGAGUUCUUGAGGUGGAAGCAAGGGAAGAUGAAGGCGUAUCCCCAGGGAAAGCUGAUGUUUUUGGUGGGAAAGAUGAUGAGAGGGGGGCCGGAGGGGAGGGUGGAGGCUGCUGGGGCGGAGAGGGUGUUGAGAAGAAGGAUUGAAGAGGUCUAUUUGCCUGAGCUGGAGAAGGGGGAGUAA
Molecule: messenger RNA, 1944 nt
Organism: Neurospora tetrasperma FGSC 2508
Lineage: Eukaryota; Fungi; Ascomycota; Sordariomycetes; Sordariales; Sordariaceae
Exons: 1
Coding region: 1-1944 (647 amino acids)
Biological process (GO): mitochondrial translation; glutaminyl-tRNAGln biosynthesis via transamidation
Molecular function (GO): glutaminyl-tRNA synthase (glutamine-hydrolyzing) activity
Source: RefSeq, a predicted model, not a curated record